Molecule: messenger RNA, 1746 nt
Organism: Penicillium alfredii
Lineage: Eukaryota; Fungi; Ascomycota; Eurotiomycetes; Eurotiales; Aspergillaceae
Product: putative CTP synthase
Exons: 7
Coding region: 1-1746 (581 amino acids)
Biological process (GO): pyrimidine nucleobase biosynthetic process; CTP biosynthetic process
Cellular component (GO): cytoplasm; cytoophidium
Molecular function (GO): CTP synthase activity; identical protein binding
Source: RefSeq, a predicted model, not a curated record
AUGAAGUACGUUCUGGUUUCUGGAGGUGUCAUCUCUGGUGUGGGCAAGGGCAUUAUUGCCUCCAGCACCGGCCUGCUCCUCAAGACUACGGGUCUUGCGGUCACGAGCAUCAAGAUCGACCCCUACAUUAAUAUCGAUGCGGGGACCAUGGCACCAACCGAGCACGGCGAGGUUUACGUGACGGACGACGGUGGCGAAAUGGACCUCGAUCUCGGUAACUACGAGCGCUACCUUCUGACCACCCUGUCGCGCGACCACAACAUUACGACCGGCAAGAUCUACCAGCAGGUCAUUGAGCGGGAGCGCAUUGGCCAUUACCUUGGCAAGACUGUCCAGGUGGUGCCGCAUGUCACCAACGCUAUUCAAGACUGGAUUGAGCGGGUUGCUAGGAUCCCGGUUGAUGAGUCACGGGCCGAACCUGAUGUGUGCAUUAUCGAGCUCGGUGGUACCGUGGGUGACAUUGAGAGUGCUCCGUUCAUUCACGCCAUCAGCCAGCUGCAACGAAGGGCCGGCAAGGGCAACUUUAUCCAGAUUCAUGUCUCAUAUGUGCCCGUCAUCCCGCCUGGACCCGAUGGCGAGCAAAAGACGAAGCCAACCCAGAGGGCUAUCAGCGAUGUCCGCAGCGCUGGCCUGAACCCUGAUCUGAUUGCCUGUCGCUGUGAGCAGCCGCUGGAGGAUGCUACCAUUCAGAAGAUCGCCAACAUGUCCUCGAUGGAACAAUACCAGGUUGUCGCGGUGCACAACGUGACAACGACCUACCAUGUGCCGCUGCUUCUUGAAAAACAGAAGCUCAUCCACACGAUCAGCAAUCUCCUCGACCUCCCAUCUAUCCCCCGCCCGGCCGACCGGAUUGAACAGGGCAACCGUAUGUGGAAGGAUUGGAUUGACCUCGCCCGGGGUCAAGACUACUUGCAUGACACCGUGUCAAUCGCACUUGUUGGUAAAUAUACAUCGCUGAAAGACGCCUAUAUCAGUGUUUCCAAGGCGCUCGAACACGCCGCCAUGUACUGCCGCAAGAAGAUCGAAGUUAUCUGGGUGGACGCGUCGCAUCUCGAGGAUGAGACUUUUGAAAAUGCGCCGGCCGAGUACCACAAGGCGUGGCAUGCAGUCUGCACGGCCGACGGUGUGCUCGUGCCCGGAGGGUUCGGCACUCGCGGCACGGAGGGAAUGAUGAAGGCGAUUACGUGGGCACGCACGAAGAAGAAGCCCUUCCUGGGUGUGUGUCUGGGUAUGCAACUGGCCACCCUCGAGUACAGCCGCAACGUGGCCGGCAUCGAGGACGCCGGCAGCGAAGAGCUGCACCCGAAGGCGAAGAACCACGCGAUUAUCUACAUGCCCGAGGUCGACAAGGACAAGCUCGGUGGCACAAUGCGGCUGGGCAAGCACCCUUGCAUUUUCCAGGAGGGCACCGAGUGGUCCCGACUCCGCGCGCUGUGUGGACCGACCGCCACGCAGGUCGAGGAGCGACACCGACACCGCUACGAGGUCAACCCCGCCAUGAUCGACACGCUCGAGAAGGCCGGCCUGUCGUUCAUCGGCCGAGACGUCAAGGGCGAGCGCAUGGAGAUCAUUGAGAUCCGUGACCACCCUUGGUUCGUGGGCGUGCAGUUCCACCCCGAGUACCUCAGCCGUGUCCUGAUGCCCAGCAAGGCCUUCCUUGGCUUCUUCGCUGCUUCUGCCGGAUGUUUGGACGAGGUCACGGAGGCUAUGAACCAGGGACAGCGGAGUAUCGUAACACGAAGGUAA